Messenger RNA from Diachasma alloeum, 4153 nucleotides. It is a transcript of the gene vvl, whose product is annotated as POU domain protein CF1A. NCBI's taxonomy places the organism in Eukaryota, Metazoa, Arthropoda, Insecta, Hymenoptera, Braconidae. The transcript is spliced from 4 exons. The coding region runs from base 1127 to 2482 and encodes 451 amino acids. The record is from RefSeq and is a predicted model, not a curated record. Gene Ontology annotation, cellular component: nucleus. Gene Ontology annotation, molecular function: RNA polymerase II cis-regulatory region sequence-specific DNA binding; DNA-binding transcription factor activity, RNA polymerase II-specific. Gene Ontology annotation, biological process: regulation of transcription by RNA polymerase II; brain development.
UCGGGCAAGUUGUGAGGCGAGGCAGUCAGUCGCUCUCAGCUACAACAUGCAUAACGCAUGAGAGACAGUCGCAUCUUUGCUCUUAUCCGUAUAUUUUCUUUUUACUCAAAAAACUAUGAAAUUAUAUUCCGUCUCGCUUAUUCGGGUUAUCGUGUAAACUACAUAAGGACAUAUAGUUAACAAAUAAUUUGACGUACUGCAGUUUGUGUGUAACCAUGGUGUUUUUGAAUAAUUACCACUCACGAAUUUAAAACGUAGUGAUUCGACAGCGUUCAGUGGGAUACUCGCUGGUUAUUUUUGUGUGGCGACGUUCGUGAAGUCGUGUUGUGCUCAAAACGUUCAAUAAGACGCGUCGGAAUUCAAAACAGCAGAAAAUUUUCGUAGUGAAUUUCAAACCAUUCGACGAUUAGUUUUAUUGGGCAAAAAAAUUUUAAUGAAUUCAUUGGUUCAUUGGUUUUAAGGAAACGGUGAAUCAUGUGGAAAAGUGGGCAACCCAAUAGAAAUAUACCCGGAUGACUGUGUGCGAAAAAGGAGUACAUCAAUAACAGAAAAACCAUUGAUUUUUUUCUGAUUUCCCCGUUCUACAGUGAACUACAUAAAAAAUAGUGAAUUUGUGUUUUUUUUAGUUCUCUUCGAUUUUCAUAACGAAAAUGGAAAAAAACGUAAAUAGAGAUGUAGUGAAAAUCGCGACUACGUGGAGCCUACCACCGAACAUUGGUCAUGAAUGAGACUUGAAAAUUUUCAACAUUUUGACAUGAACAAAGACUAACUUGAGACCUAUGUGAAACGGAAAAAAUUCAAAAGUUUCAUCGCUCCACUCUCAAUCAUCGAUACGGAUAAAGAAAAUUGUAGGUCCCUCUUCGUAUCUUGCCGAAUUCCCAUAGUCCCCGCAUGAAAGGGUACUUCACAUUAUAAUACUCAGGAUCAUUGAAUUCGACUUGAAAAAAAAAGUUGCAUACACCACCUGAAAAGCUGUGAGGACUAAAAGCCCCAGUGAUUAUAAGUUAACAGAAUAGUGCAGCCGUCAUCAGCAAACAAAAUAAUCGAAAUUGUUUGUUGUUGACAAGGGAGUUGGAGAACCGCAGCCAGCAAGUGGUGCGGUUACGAUUGACUGGUGAGGGAGUAGAUGGCAACUACCACGUACAUGCCGGUUAGUAGCGCAGUGUCAGCCGACCUGGACGGUGGUUCGGGUACAGCUAUCGGUAUGAACAUCGCUGUAGGUGGCUACUCAUCGGGUUCGCCCCGCAGCGCCGCCGACGCCGGUGAGAUGAAGUACAUGCCGGCGCCGCAGCAUCAUCAUCAUCAUCAUCAUCAUCACCAAGUGUCAUCGUCACCUUCGCCAAAUGGUCUGACUCAUCCAACGAGUUUACCAACGACAAAUCCAUGGGUUAGUCUUCAACCAGGCAGCGAUCCAUGGGCAGCAUCGAUGGGAAUGCAUCAUACGACUCAUCAUCCACACCAUCAUCCACACGCUCAGGGUAAUUCGAGCUUGGAUGUUAAACCGUUGGCAGCCGCUGCGACGGCAACUGAAUCUGUCCAAGGUAUGCAUCACCGUGGUCCACAUCAGUCACCUGGAAUGGGGUCACCACAUUCAUGGCAUGCACCAGUUGUACCGUCGGCUCACUACAAUCCAAGUGGUGGGGCCGCAUCACCAACUACACUACAACAGUACCACGCUGCAAUGAAUGGUAUGCUACAUCAGCAUCCACAUCAACAUCCCCAUCAACUUCACAAUCAUCAAACUGGUCUAUCGCAUCAUCUCAGGGAUGCUCAUAAUCACAGUCCACCGGCCGGACAUCCACUCCACGCUGGUCAUCCACUAGACAGGGAUCACAGCGCCGGUGAAGAAGAUACACCGACGUCUGAUGAUCUCGAAGCAUUCGCGAAACAGUUCAAACAACGACGUAUCAAGUUAGGUUUCACCCAGGCUGAUGUUGGUCUUGCACUUGGUACACUGUAUGGGAAUGUCUUCUCACAAACGACGAUAUGCAGGUUCGAAGCUUUACAACUGAGCUUCAAAAACAUGUGUAAAUUGAAACCCCUUCUGCAAAAAUGGCUUGAAGAAGCAGACUCAACGACAGGUUCACCAACGAGUAUCGAUAAAAUAGCGGCGCAGGGUAGAAAAAGAAAAAAGCGAACAUCGAUCGAAGUAUCAGUUAAGGGUGCACUAGAGCAACAUUUUCAUAAACAACCAAAACCAUCAGCCCAAGAAAUAACCUCACUUGCUGACAGUUUACAAUUAGAAAAAGAAGUUGUCAGGGUGUGGUUCUGUAACCGUCGGCAAAAGGAGAAACGUAUGACACCGCCAAAUACACUUGGCGACGGCAUGAUGGACGGCAUGCCACCUGGACACCAGGGACAAGGUUUACAUCAGGGCUAUCAUCCGCAGGAUCAUCUCCAUGGAUCGCCAAUGGGACAUAGCCAUAGUCCACCAAUGUUGAGCCCUCAGGGUUUAACAGCACAUUCUCUUGCGGCUCACUAGCGUUCGCCGGGGCCUCCCCCGCUGGGCCUCGCCAUAACCUCGCAAUCGAAUUCAACAACGAGUCCUGAUGGACUACCACCCUUUUAUCAUCACUACCUCCAGGCACGGACCACUGGAUAUGGUGCUUCGUAGCUGCAGUGGCAGUGCCAUCGUCAUCAAAACCAACAACUGGAACAACACAUACAGUUUAUAACGAGUCAGUUGGAUAAUGACGAUCUGGAUGAUAAUUAAUAAUGAGUUGAUAUAAAAAAGAGGGUUAUUUUCGAUACGGGGAUGAUAACGAGGCCUUAACCGGAGCACCGGGGAGGCCGACGCAAGUGUUUCUUUUGUGUCCGGCUUUAUUGAUUAUUGACUGAAAAACACCAUAGGGCCGUGAUGAUCACAAGAAGAAAAGUUAAAAUAUUCUACAAAGUUUUUACAACUCUGUGAAUAAACUCAAAUAAACAAAUCCUGUAAACGAAGUAAAAAAUGAAAUUUUAAAAACUUUGUGUAGGCGAAAGAAAUGAUACAAGUCAAAUGGCAAGGAGUAUUAAAGUCGGGAAAAGGUUUUAUCCCAAGAACAACAAUGAACACUCCAACUAAAGAGAAAAAACUAUGCAUAAAUAAAAUUUGAACGGACCUUGCAAACGUUAUUGUAACAUCGUCGUUCCCAACGUUAUUGUUGAUAACUUGUUAUUUGUUUGUUCCCUGUGACGUGUGUCUCUCUCAGUGAAGUGCUUUCAACGUGAUAUAUAAAUGUUUCAUAGAAGAAAAAACACCGUCCGAAAGACAUUACGACUCUCGAGACCGUUGUGCAAAAGCUAGAAGAUGUGGACAAAAUAUCAUAUUUUUUUUCUUUAUUUUCAACUUCAGCUGAAAGAAAUGAACCAGUGUUGUGUCAUUUUCAUUUUUUUUCUAAAGACGAUCAUGUAAACCGUGUGUGUGCUGUCCGGUAACUGUUGAACCUCUCGACUCUCUUUUCUUACCGCGUAAUAAUUAACUUCAUCGAAAAAAAACGCCUGUAUACUGUGUUGAUAAUGGACAACUUCGAAUCUAGCAAUAAAGUAAAGAAAUUUUUGAAAAGAAAACUUUUAUGCCGUCAAGAAGUUGGCUCGCUCGACCCAGUCAGAGUUUUUUCGGUCAACUAGUUCGUGGACGAAAAAUCAAAAUUCAGUUCUCAAGUCUCCAGUGGUUGCGGAGAUAUUAGAAAGAUGAAUUUUUUAAAAAAAGAAAGAAUUCAAGACAAGACGAGACGCGAUCACAAGAAUCUCAUUUUCAUGAUCUAAGAACCUUGCACAAGAGGGUUGCACCAGAGACAGUUUCUGAUCAACUAAGCCCAGCAGCCGCAAUCAAAGAUGAAUACAAAUAAGAAACGCCAAUCAGACCUCGAAGAAACAUUUUCAAUGUUUUAAUAUCAACCAGAAUGGACCAAUCGUCUCAUAAUUAUCGGCCUUGAGAUGGACCAGCCAGAAAUAAUCACACAUCAGGCGUUUUAUAUUAUUGCAAGUUACUUAUUUCAUCACUGCAUGCCUGUACCCGUGAAGGAAGCUGUUGCGUGAAGAGAACAAUAGAAAAAUACAGCAGAAGGAUUGGUUCAAGAUUUAGACAUCUCAACAUAAUGAAAAUUCGUGACGGAAACCAGAAAAAAAUGAUGAAUCAGUGUAAAAGGUCAUAUUCACAUUGAUGUUCAAA